Molecule: messenger RNA, 2325 nt
Organism: Styela clava
Lineage: Eukaryota; Metazoa; Chordata; Ascidiacea; Stolidobranchia; Styelidae
Source: RefSeq, a predicted model, not a curated record
AUGACUUAUUACUCCGAAGAAAAAAUGUUCGUAAUUGUCGAUAGUCGUCAGAAAGCAAGAAAAGUAACCACGUCUAAGAAAGCUGGAGAUCAAAAAACUUCGGUUGAGGAUCGGAUUUCUGUAGAAAAUAACUUUAAUCAAGAAAAUUACAUUUUAGGAACAAACAGUGUGAAUGUUAAAGCUAAUAUGUGGUUUUUAUUGAUUUGGAUUUCAUUGUUCAGUCAGACUCAAUCACAGACCCCAGAAAGUACCUCAGAUUUUCGAAACUAUAGAUUGGAACUAUUUGAAGAAGGAAAGAGAUAUGAUGAUGCCAGGACUGUAUGUGAAGGAAGAAAUGCAUGGCUUGUUGAGAUAAAAGAUGAAGAAACUCAAGAUGCAGUGAGACAACUUACUGAGUAUACUAUUUGGAUUGGUUUACAUCAUGAAAGCGAUUGGAAAUGGAAUAAUAUCUAUGAAUUACACUACACUAACUGGGUCCCCGGUCGUCCUGGAACAGUGUCUGAUUCAUUCAACAACUUCUGUGUCACUUCCAGAUCAUCUGAUGGAAAAUGGAUGAAUUACGAUUGCGGACUUGGGUAUCGAUACGUGUGUCAAUCAGAUAGAACUUGGAUCAAUUUCAACAAUGAACUAACACUUCAAAUAAUAACAAGUCCUGUGAAAACAUUCUUUGAGUCUCAACAAUCCUGUGCUAAGAACGGAUCGACACUUGUGGAGAUAAAAACAAAUGCCUUGGAAAUAUUCAUCAAUCAAAAAUUGAGUGACAGCAACAAUUUCUGGACGAGUGGAAGUGAUUUAGAGGAAGAAGGAUCUUGGAAAUGGGGAGAUGGGACAGCUAUAGAUAUCAACGAUGACAAUUGGGAAAAAUGGUCUGGUGGAAAUGAACCAAAUGGAGGAAAAAUACAAAACUGUUUGAUAAAAUACGCCAGUGUGAAUUAUAAAUGGGUUGAUUACGAUUGUAAUCAACUUUCUGGAUAUAUUUGCCAGCGAGAUGUAUCAUCCGGUGAUUGUGGUAGAGAUGUCUGCUCAGGCAAGGGAACCUGUCAAUUACAUGAGGAUCGAUACAAAUGCACCUGCGAUGCAGGAUAUUUUGGGACAAAAUGCGAAAAAGAUCUUUUAACAAUAUCAACUUCAUCUGCACAAUACAAUAUCGAACAAGGGCAAAGUCUAACAGUAAAAUUCAAUAUAACGUCUUAUGACGGCAACAUCAACAUUAGAGUUUCAACCAAUGACAAUUCUUCAGUCACAUCAACAUCUACAACAGAAAUCACAAGCAAUACUGUUUCAACCACCCUUUCAUUCACUUUCAAUCUAUUCGUAAACUCAAAAACGCGAAUUUACAACUUUACCGCCACCCCGGUUUCUGCUGCUUCAUAUUCGAGAGUGGCAAACAUAACGGCAGUUAACCCAGACACGACUACAGUAUUUAACAUAGUUACAAUGGCGAAUGUGGAUUUGGCUACAUACCGCAUCAGAAUCGGUCUAUUUCGAGGCGGUUGUAGAACUAAAGAAAAGGGAACAUCGAUUUCUGUUUCACAACUCUCGGAUUAUUCUACGAGACUGUCUUUAGCAAUCCUGACAGUUGUGUUUGCAUUGCUUGUUGUUCACGGAAUUGAGAAGAAUCCGGGGCCAGGAUCAUCGGAUCAAAAACGUGUCAAUGGAGGAUCUAGUGUUGGCCCAAAAGGAGAAAACGGAACCGCGGAAAGAAUAAAAGAAGUUGUUAACAAUUUCAUUGGGCUCGAGUCAAGAAAAGAUGUAAUUGAAGAUUUUGAACCAGGUGCGAGAUUUGAAGAUGUUUUCCUCGAUUUACCGAGAAGGUUUCUGAACAUCGCUGAGUUUAAACGUUUCGCAUUAUCGAAAAAUGGAUUGUUUUUGGGCUUGAGCGAUGUUACCUCCAUUGAAGAUGAUACAAAAUACUCCUCCCUUGAUCAAAUGCUUAGCAUGCUUUGGUUGUGGAAGGAAAACGCUGGUGAUUCCGCAUCGACGACGUCUAUCAUGGGAAUACUUAAUAACUAUAAAGAAAAUCAACAUCCACAAUCGGACGUCCAAGACAAAAGAAUUGAAGACACCUUUCUCGAAAUUAUCGAAACAUUUCACAGCCUAUCCGAGUUCAGGGAAUUUGCACGAUCUAGCAAUGGAUUAUCACUGAAUAGCGUCGAUGUUACUAUGAUUGAGCAAGAUUCAAAAACGACUUUCGAUAAAAAGCUUAGCAUGCUUCGACUGUGGAAGCAAAAUACUGAUAAUCUUGCAACAAUAGCAACAAUCAGAGAAAUAGUUAAAAAAUAUGAAAACGUCACGCAUCAGACAACAUACCAAGGUAAACAUUGA